AUGAACCGAUUACAAGUGAUAACCCCAACGACCAACCCGAGUGGCCUUCCUUUUCAAUCUGCAGCAAAUUCCAUCCUGAAUUCUUGUUACCCUAGCGACUCUCCCAUGCGUUCAAAAUUCCUACCAAGUUACUAUCCUUUCCGACCUGACAAAAAGGUCAUGGAGUCGGUGAAUCGGCGUCUAGAAAAGCUUAUCAAUCUCUGUCGAGAUCCUCGCGUCAUGCUUCGAAAUAGCCCCCCUUACCUCCUGGAUAUUUUGCCAGACAUUGCCGACAAACUGAAGCGCAUCAUGUACGCAUAUCAGGGCUGUCUUGAUGAACUCUUCAAAUCCCUUUAUUUCCAGGUGUUCUUGUACAAUCUUAACGAAAAAUGCGAACUCACUUCAAAGUUGUUUAAAGAGGCGAAGGACAAGAUGUAUGACGACCACUCGGAGCCCAGGCGAAGACUUACAAAGUACUCCCUCGUUCUGUCCCACAUCUUGAAGGAUCUUGAAGCUCUCUUUCCUAAUAACAAAUACGCUCCUGAGGCCUUCCGCAUCACCAAACGAGAGGCUGCAGACUGGUGGCGUGAGAAUUUUGGCGACUCCUCUAUUGUAUCCUGGGAGGUGUUUCGAACCCGACUCUUUGCCACCUUUGGAGUGUUGGAGCGCAGCGAGGCACGCGAAUUACAGAACACUAUCGAUCUCACAUGUAACUAUUACGUUUCUGUCUUCGAGUUUGACGUUUUUGUGCGUCUCUUCCAGCCUUGGACCAAUGUCCUCGAGACCUGGAGGGCGUUGACCAUAAUGCAUGCUGGCUACAUGGCAUUCAUGACCUACGACGAGGUGAAAGCAGUACUGAAGAAGUUCAGAGGACAUCCAGGUCCAGGCAGCUACGUGUAUCGCCUGUCUUGCACCAAGUUAGGUCAGUGGGCCAUUGGCUAUAUAACUGAGAAUCUGCGUAUCCUGCAGACUAUUAUUCAGAACAAGUCACUUGCUCAGGCUCUCCUAGAUGGUGAACGUGACGGCUUCUACCUUUAUCCAAAUGGAACGCCUAGCCAGUCAUCCAUUUUAACUCCUCUCUUGCGUAAUAUUACCCAUACUCGUAUCCAGGUCUCUGAGGAGCAGCACCAACUCUAUUCGCGAAUAGGAUCUACCUUUGAGGUGUGCAAAAUAUGCACGGAGAACAAUAAAAACAUUCGCCUGGAGCCUUGUGGCCAUCUGCUCUGUAAGGUUUGCCUCCUAAACUGUCAGAACGCGACUAGCGGUCAGACAUGUCCCUUUUGCCGACUAGAGGUGAAGUCCACAGAAGAGAUAAUCCUUGAUCCUUUCAUUCCCUCCAAUGAUGAUGACGUGAUUGGACGCCAUGCACCGGAGGUUACAGCAGAAGUAGAGGAAGAGGAAGAGGAAGAGAAAGAAGAAGAAGAUGAGGAGGAGGAGGUGGUGGCAGAGAUUGGGAGAGAAGUCAGUGAAAGUGAUUCCAACUUUCAGGAUAAGGAAAUUGAUGCAGUUCUCGCUGCUCUUCCCUCUGCUUCCACCUCCACUGAUGUCAUGCUCUGCUCCAGUUCAAUUGAGAACACGUCUGAUGGUGAAGAAAAUGCUGUUAAUUCUCCAAGGAGGAAGAGGGACUCUUCGUCGUGUUCUCUUCGUGUCAACGAACCUGAAGUUCGUAUUCCAAAUGGUCCAAGUUACCUCACUGAGGCAGUGGAGGCAAUAUCAUUUGAUACAACCGCCUUCAUGAGGAGGAGUGAUGUUGCCGGUGUGGUGCUGGAAGGACCACCUCUGACAGUGGAGGUAGCGCGUCAACUGCUGGAAAUCUGUGAGGGCAACGCUGACAUUGCUGCUCGCGUAUGGCGAAACUUUGUCCCGCGAUCGUGA
Messenger RNA from Hydatigera taeniaeformis, 1854 nucleotides. The record is from the annotation of a GenBank genome assembly. NCBI's taxonomy places the organism in Eukaryota, Metazoa, Platyhelminthes, Cestoda, Cyclophyllidea, Taeniidae.